AGAUAAGUUGUCAAGAACACACACACACACACACACAACAACCUCGUCUUCUCUCAAUCAAUUCCUUCAAAAAUGGAGAAAUUUGUUACUCUAAACUCUUCAAAUUUAAGCUCUCAAUCUAUUUUACCAAUUGGGUUUUCUUCACCAUGUUUGAAAUCUUCAGUUUUUGGUCAACGGAGAAGGGUCAAUGUUACAAGGGCUUCAAUUGCUGUAGAGCAGCAAAGUCAAACUAAGGUUGCUGUCAUUAGAGUUGGUACAAGAGGAAGCCCUUUAGCUCUUGCCCAAGCUUAUGAGACUCGAGAAAAGCUAAUAGCCUCAUAUCCUGACCUGGCUGAAGAGGGAGCCAUUCAAAUAGUGAUAAUAAAAACCACAGGUGAUAAGAUAUUAAGUCAGCCUCUUGCAGACAUUGGCGGAAAAGGGUUGUUCACUAAAGAAAUAGAUGAAGCCCUUAUCAAUGGCGAUAUUGAUAUUGCUGUCCACUCAAUGAAAGAUGUGCCUACAUAUUUGCCAGAGAAGACAAUUUUACCAUGCAACCUUACACGCGAAGAUGUGAGGGAUGCUUUCAUUUCUUUAACUGCAGCUUCCCUCGCCAAUCUUCCAUCAGGAAGCACAAUUGGCACUGCUUCACUGAGGAGAAAGUCCCAGAUUCUCCACCGCUAUCCCUCACUCAAUGUGCUGGAGAAUUUCAGAGGGAAUGUUCAGACAAGGUUAAAGAAACUGAAUGAGGGAGUAGUUCAAGCUACAUUAUUGGCGCUGGCAGGGCUUAAGCGUCUGAAUAUGACAGAAAAUGUAUCUUCCAUCCUUCCUAUAGAGGAUAUGCUACCAGCUGUUGCUCAAGGAGCCAUUGGUAUUGCCUGCAGAACUGAUGACGAGACAAUGGCCAACUACAUAGCAUCACUGAAUCAUGAGGAAACAAGAUUAGCAGUCGCUUGCGAGAGAGCAUUUUUGACGACCUUGGAUGGGUCUUGUCGCACCCCAAUUGCUGGAUAUGCCUGUCGAGGGGAAGAUGGAGAUUGUAUUUUCAAAGGAUUGGUUGCCUCUCCAGAUGGAGCUCGAGUUAUUGAAACCUCUAGAAAAGGCCCAUAUACAUUUGAAGACAUGAUACGGAUGGGUGAAGAUGCUGGCAAGGAACUACUCGCAGAAGCAGGUCCAGGAUUUUUUGGCAACUGAGUAAAGCCUAUGCUAUUAUCACCAAGUAAAGCUUAUGCUAUGGAUCAACCUUUGCCUACCGAGUAUAGAGAUGUCAAAUAGCAGGGAGAGGGAUUGGAAUUUGAUAUUUCACCCUCUAGGAUAUGAUUAUGAGUUCACUUAUCCUUGUAACUGUAACGGCAAUAGAAUUCGAAUACUUUGUAUAUUAGGAUAGCAUUUGAAUUCUUUGUAUAUUAGUGUAGCAUUUCCACAUCAAUUUGAAGUGUUCAGCGGGUUGUUAUUCUUCAAUGUCUCCAAAGAACGGUGAUCAAUGGUUGCAGAUUUGUAUGAAAGGUUGUACUGACAGAUUCUGCUUAACAUGGAUUUUUAAUCA
Messenger RNA from Lycium ferocissimum, 1522 nucleotides. Its product is annotated as porphobilinogen deaminase, chloroplastic-like. NCBI's taxonomy places the organism in Eukaryota, Viridiplantae, Streptophyta, Magnoliopsida, Solanales, Solanaceae. Gene Ontology annotation, cellular component: cytoplasm. The transcript is spliced from 5 exons. Gene Ontology annotation, molecular function: hydroxymethylbilane synthase activity. Gene Ontology annotation, biological process: heme biosynthetic process. Bases 73 to 1170 code for a protein of 365 amino acids. The record is from RefSeq and is a predicted model, not a curated record.